CUAUGCUCCGCGGCCUCCGGCUCGUAGGCUCUAGCCCGGGAGCGAGCCAGUCUAAAAGAGCCAGCUGAGUCGGGAGGAGGAUCUAACCCAUAAGAGCCCCAGCCGCCUCCGGAGAACCUAAUGCUGUGACAGCUUGGAGGCGGCCAUGUCAGCCCGCGGAGCUGGAGCUCGCCCGGGUCUUUGACGGCAUUCUGGACUCCGUAGCUGCACGCUUAGGUGAGUAAGACAUGGAGAGUUUUUUAAUGAGACUUUGAUGGUCCAACAAAGGAUGCUCUAAUGGAUGACAGAGAAACUCCUAUAAAUGACCUACCGUUAGAAGCACAAGAUGGAUGUCAUACAGAUGACACAAUGGAAAGUACAAGACUUCCCCUGCCUUCUGUAUCAGAUGAAAAUGAAAAUCAGCUUGAUGGGAAUGGGUGUGAAGGUGUGACCAGCAGUGACAAUGAGAUGGGAAAACAUGAAAAAUUUGAACAGGACAAUCUCAACAAUAAUGAAAGCUGCAGCAGUUGUGAUAACUCUGUUACCCCAAGCUGUGAAGCAACAGCAAGUGAUAGCUCUGAAAAAAUCCACUCUGAAGGCCCCACAGAUGAAAAGUCUGUCACAGGAAAGGAGAAAAAAGGUCUUGGGGAAAAAAAUUCAAGAAACAAAAAAGGAAUUACAAAGUCAACACCAGGAUUUUCUUCAGGGGACACUGCAACAGUAAUGCAAGAAAAAAUCAUUGAUAUCUCUACCCAUGCUGGUCUUGAGGAAAGUGCUGCUGAAUCAAAUGCUAAUUAUCAACCAAAGGAGCCUAAACAAGUUUUGCAGUCUCUAUUCACCCUUAUCCGAGAUGAAUUUGAGCAACUGGAUUCAAGAAUUCUACCCCUUUGCCUUCAUCAGAUCGCGGAGACCUAUUUUCAAGACGAAGAUUAUGAGAAGGCAAUGAAGUUCAUUCAGCUUGAACGAUUAUAUCAUGAGCAAUUGCUUGCAAAUCUUUCUUCUAUUCAGGACCAGUGGGAAGCAAAAUGGAAAACAGCAGAACCACAUGCAGUUACAUCUCUGAGGAAUUCAGAAAAGGGAUUGAAUGGUGAAGAAUUCGAAAGACUUGCUAAACUUUGCACAACACACCAGGAGCCUCUUCUCUCAAAACAUAAGAUCAUAACUACAGAAAAGUCGGUGGAGGAGAUAUGUUUUACACAAUUAACAGUAAUUGAAGAUUUAGAGGAAAGAGGUACUACCACCAAAAAGUCAGAGAAUGAAACUUGGACUGGAAGUGAACCAAGAAAAGAAAACCAGCAUAGAGAGGAAGAGAAGCGCGAAGGGAGUCUCUCCAAUAAUCAGAUUGAUAAGCUGAUGGAGACAGGCAGUCUUCCAGUAAGUGCCAGUAAAGACCACAUGGAGGAGCAGCAGUGCAGGGCCGAGUCAACACUGGAGUCCCACACCCAGCCCUCAGAGACAGUGGGCAGCAGGCCUGGUUCUGACUCUUCUAAGAACUCUAGUAGAGAGGACAGCUGCCUGCUGCUGGGUGAAACAGGAGUCUACAAGGAUGUAGCCAAAAGAGAAGAAAUUGCUAAUAGACCUGCGGUGCUGAUUUCUGGUAAAUCAAUGGUAGAUCCCUUGAUUUUAUCAAGCAGUGAAAAUAUACCUCUUUCUCCUAAUUCUGAAGAUGAAAAUUUACAGACUAAAGGAAAUGUACUCCAAUGGCAACACCAGGAUGCCCCUGAUGUGACUGCAGGAGAACAACUUGAACACAAUGCAUUGAAUCAGCAGCAAUCCGAUCUUACAGACAGUGAUGGAAAAUUACCACCAGAAAAUGUGCAUUGUGAAAAUGACAAAACAUCUGACUAUGAACAUCCAAAACUACUUAUAACACCAGAGGAGUGGGGAGAGGAGGAAGAGGAGGAAGUAAAUAAAGAAACAAAAGAUUACUUAAACAAGCUUUUAGAAGGAUGCCUAAAAGACGCUGUUCUUUGUCUUCCAUAUGAAGAAAAUCAGGACGAUUCUGACACACUUCAAGAUCUUUCACCUGAAGAAGCUUCUUACAGUCUACAGGAUACUCUGCCUUCUGAUGAGAGCUGCCUUUCUCUUGAUGAUCUUGCAAAAAGGAUAGAGAUUGCAGAGGUUGUUCCAACAGAAGGAUUGGUGUCUAUAUUAAAGAAAAGAAACAAUAGUGAAGGAAAUCAGCUCACCCAAAUGCAGCAAAAAACAUCAAAGAGACGAGUGAGGUUCCAAGAAAUGGAAGACUCCUUAGAUCAGGAUGAAGUUGGUGGUGGCUCCUGUCUUUUACUGGUCUUGCUGUGUAUUGCAACGGUUUUCCUUAGCGUUGGAGGAACUGCAUUGUACUGUACCUUCGGUGACGUGGAAUCACCAGUAUGUACUGACUUUGCAGCCAACAUGGAUUUCUAUUAUACCAAGUUACUGCAGGGAAUAACGGAACUGAAGCACUGGAUAACCUUCUCAUAGCAGCAUUCGAGCCUCAAAGGCUAUUGGCAGUGAGAACCGAAGAUAUGAAAAUACUUCUGACUUCUGUCAUGUCCCGCUUUUAGUGGGAUUCCACAGACACCAGAGACUUCUUCAACAGAGACAGCCCCCACAGGGUGGAAGGAUGGCCAAGUCCUGAUGUCUCUGGGAGCACAUCAGUAUCUUCCAUGUCACUGCAAGUAGAAAUGGACAAAGCAUUCCUAUAACCACCCAUUUUUAGCCACCUUGAUAUGCUAACGGUUGAAGAUCACUUUUAGUUUACAUUUGUUUGUCCAAAGACGUUGCUUCCAGCUAUCAUGCAAUAAGUCUUGUGUGUCAUGAAAAGGAAUUACCUUAUAGUCUUAAUGUCUUUUUAAUUAUACUCGGGAGCUGUGUAAUCCAGGUUUAGUGAAUCAAUGUUUGCAAAGUGCACACCCCAUAGGUGAAAUAGUUGUAUGUAUUUGUCUAUCUGUCUCUAUUCUCAGGCAGUUAUUAUGAGCAAAUACCCAACACAGAAUAAUAACGAUUAUCAUUAUUCUUUUAACUUGAAUAUUGCUGUGCAGGCACAGAUUUUUUUCCCCAUUUUAACCAUUGUUUGACUCUACAACUGUGGAAGAGAAGGCUGGGAGUAGACAAUUGAAUUUCAGAAAUGUGGCUCUGGCACGGGAGCUUUGAUAGCAAUAAGCAGUUGACAGUAGUUGGUUUCUGACUAAUCCAAUUAGAUCAAAGAAUUCCUGCUGCUUCUCAGGCUUCCAGGCCUAACCCAGGGUUAGAAGAUGCUUCUAACAUGGUUUCCAUGCUCCUUAAUGUCAUGAAUGAAUGCUGUGUGUUCCAGUUUAGGCCUUUCAUGUGAAAAGCAAGCCUUUUUUGGCAAAUGAGACUACAACAUUGAGAUCAUUGGUUCAGUAUUAAGAAAUAAUGGCGUUUUACAUUUGAACGUGCAUUCAUAAAAUGAGUUUGAAUCACUUUCUCAACAAAUGUUCAAUCAUUUCUGAAAUUGAUGAACUCCCCAGGUAAUAAUAAUAAUAAUGUGGAACUAUCGCCCCUCUGAGGCUCAAUUGUCUAAACAUUUGCCAUUUCAUAUCAUAGACAGCAAUUACAUAUUACUGUUUUAUGCAGAAUAUUACUUUCUGAAUAAAAGUUAAGAAUUAUAAUUUUCCAGAAAGUAAUAUUUGUUUUACAUUAUUUUCAUGUCAGAAUCAUCUAAAAGAGGAAGGGAGAAAUCAAUUUUAUAUUUCUAUGUGUUACUGGCUGGUUCAGUGCCUCCCUUUGUGUUUCUGCUUAUUUAUUUAGGUUAAUUUUUAAGGGAUUUUUUUUUUUUUUUUUUUGUAAAUUAAAGUGUUGCUGAGCAUGCAUUCGGUUAUUUUUAAAGCUAUGUGUACAAUUAACGUACCAUUAAGUGUGUAUUUUGAUUUCUUGCAACUUAAUUUCAGAGUGUUUUUAAACUUGUUUAUUUUUAAAUCGAUGAUUUGUUUUCACCCAGAAGUACUGUUUGACUUAUCUGCAUCCUGUCACCAUAUAAUACCUUCAAGAGUUAUAGGUCAGAGAUAUUUAUUUAGAAGUGUAUAAGAUAUUGAGAUCAUGAAUCCUUAUACUUAAGACUGAUUUUAUUAGAAGAUAUUUUAAUGUUCUAUUAUAAAUUUUAAGAUAUUAAAAAGCCAAGGUGAUUUUUUUAAAGCAGUUCAGUUGCACUGUGUAUCCAAUUUAUACUCAAAUUCUAUAUAAAAUGUUAAUGGUACUCAUUCUUAUGUGGUUUUGUUGGUAAAGCCUGCUUACAAGGGCUUGAGUGAGUGGCCAGUAGCCAUAGGCAGAUGUCUUCUGUUUUGCUCUCAGUUUCUAAUUAUGAGAACUUCCAUGUCCAACAACCUGGCAGAUCCACAUUAAAACAAAAGUAAGGGUUUCCUCCCUCUUCCAGAGUCACACAGCUGAAGCCCUUCUCCUUCCAGGUCAUUUACUAUUGGAAUCUAUAGGAAAUCAGUGAUGGCUGUAUAUGCCUUUUAGAAUAUAAGGCCUUUUCCUUCUAGCAUAGUUCCUAUUGAUUUGUUGGGAAGUUUGCACAAAGCAUGGAGAUGAAAGGAAAUAAGAUGCACUGGUAAAAUUGGACAAGUGGUGCUUAGAGAGAACAUGGGUCUUGGAAAGAGCCCUAAGUGGGGAAAGAGGAGGUCAGUACAGUGUGGCCAGAGCACAAAGAUGCCUUGUCUUAAGAACAGGCUUAAAAUCUUAACAGAACAAAUUAGGGCAAUCUUUUUUUUAAAGUUUAAUAGCCAUUUAUUGCAUGACUUGGAGUAAUUCCAUUUAGUGAUGAAAGGGCUGUUUAACUCACAUGAAAAAUUUCACCUAAUUCUACAACAGUGUAAAAUUUUUCUGUAGUUUGAAGGUACUGAAAAUUUGUAACAAAUCUAAUAUUCUUGAAGAACUGUAUUUGAAAGCAUCAAAUCUAGCUUGUGAUUUAAAAUCUUCAACAAACAAAAA
Messenger RNA from Gracilinanus agilis (Agile Gracile Mouse Opossum), 4911 nucleotides. RefSeq names its product consortin, connexin sorting protein (gene CNST). Gene Ontology annotation, cellular component: transport vesicle; plasma membrane; trans-Golgi network. Gene Ontology annotation, molecular function: connexin binding. The record is from RefSeq and is a predicted model, not a curated record. Gene Ontology annotation, biological process: positive regulation of Golgi to plasma membrane protein transport. The coding region runs from base 277 to 2442 and encodes 721 amino acids. NCBI's taxonomy places the organism in Eukaryota, Metazoa, Chordata, Mammalia, Didelphimorphia, Didelphidae. The transcript is spliced from 11 exons.